AUUACCAAUUCUCAUCAUCUUUGAAUUUAUAUGCACAUAUGUGUCAUAUAAUAUACGGUGGGUUUUUGGAUAUUGUUGCGGGAUUUUCAAGGCUGGUUAAUGCGUUCAGCGUAUAUCGCGUGGCGGAGAUUUACUUAAGAUAAUCAUUUACCACGGCAAUGAAAGCGCUGUAUAAUGAUUUUUAGCGAUUUUUAUGUUCCUUCAACAUCUAAUAUUCUGGAUCUACGGUUGACACAUUGAAACGUUGUCUCUUGUGAUUAAUUCCGGUCGAUAUAUUCAUGAAUUGCGUUGAUGUAAGCAAUUCAUAUUGUUCUAUAUAAGUUGUUGUAUUCGACAUUUACUUCAAUUUACGAAUUGGUGUAUAGGAUCUCUGUGAUUGCUGUAUUGAUAAUCGACUGAAUAUACGUUGGAUUAACAUUAUUACUCAUUUGUGUAUCUUGUCCUUAUGACAAGAAAUUAACAUUAUAUCGGAAACGCAAAACAAAGAUAUUGCUCUGAUUCGUAGAUUACACUGUAUAUACUAAUUAAUUGCUGAAGAUGUCAACUGAUUCGACGAGUGCCAUGGGUACUACAGGUGGGAGUGUUAGCAGUCAAAGGAUUAAGAUUGUGCUUCUUGGCGAGCAGAACACUGGCAAAACAUCUAUCGUAACUCGCUUUGUGUAUGACCAUUUUGUUCCCGCUUAUGCGGCUACUAUUGGAAUUGAUUUUCUAUCGAAGGUGGUUACUGUAAAUGGGAAGACUAUGCGCCUACAGUUGUGGGACACUGCAGGGCAAGAGCGCUUCCGUACUUUGAUGCCAAGCUAUAUUCGUGACUCGAGUGCAGCAAUUGUUGUCUAUGACAUUACAAGCCCUGAGUCCUUCGAAAAAGUCAAGGAUUGGAUUAAGGACAUAAAGGAACUUCGUGGUGAUAAAGCCAUUAUUAUGAUUGUUGGUAACAAAACUGACUUGUUAGACAAACGUAAAGUGUCCUACGACGAGGGAGAAGAAGAAGCUAAGAAGCUUGAGUGCCUAUUUUGUGAGACAAGCGCAAAGAAUGGUGACAACAUCAAUGACUUGUUCAAUACGGUAUCAACUGAGCUUAUGAAGAACCUAGAACCGGUGCCUGUGAAUGACAAACUUGUUGACAUCGAUUUGAAGUCAAACAGUGCGGAAACUCCCAACAACUGUACCGACCGUACAAAGAACACAUACCUGUCUAUGACAAGGGCGUGCACACGAUAACUUUAUAUAGAAACCACCGUGCAAUUCCGGUGUAAUUAUAGCAAAUCGU
Messenger RNA from Babesia bovis T2Bo, 1270 nucleotides. Its product is annotated as Ras-related family protein. The record is from RefSeq and is a predicted model, not a curated record. Bases 538 to 1221 code for a protein of 227 amino acids. The transcript has 2 exons. NCBI's taxonomy places the organism in Eukaryota, Apicomplexa, Aconoidasida, Piroplasmida, Babesiidae. Gene Ontology annotation, molecular function: GTP binding; GTPase activity.